Messenger RNA from Teleopsis dalmanni, 3725 nucleotides. It is a transcript of the gene Trpgamma, whose product is annotated as transient receptor potential-gamma protein. NCBI's taxonomy places the organism in Eukaryota, Metazoa, Arthropoda, Insecta, Diptera, Diopsidae. The transcript has 22 exons. The coding region runs from base 301 to 3672 and encodes 1123 amino acids. Gene Ontology annotation, biological process: calcium ion transmembrane transport; manganese ion transport; regulation of cytosolic calcium ion concentration. Gene Ontology annotation, molecular function: inositol 1,4,5 trisphosphate binding; store-operated calcium channel activity; protein binding. Gene Ontology annotation, cellular component: membrane; cation channel complex. The record is from RefSeq and is a predicted model, not a curated record.
GCUGCGCUGGAGGUUCUACGGCAACAAUCUCGUUCAUUUGCUGCACUUAAGAGAAAAUCACAACUCAAGUUGUCUAAAUGGAGCGAUACCAAAACCAACCAAGAAGGAGACGAAGGAAAAAAAUUGCACUUUGUCAGUCCGGCACGUCGAAAAUCUGUACUGGCUCCCAUUUUAAAUAAAAUCAAGAAUGGUACAGAUGUGGAUGGCAGUGAAAAAAAGAAUGGCGCCUUUGAUAGCAAUGGACAUGUUACUGUUCAAAUAGAACCGGCUAAAAAGGUCAAGAGACAUAGCAUACACGGCAUGAUGGAGGAGGAGAAUAUUAUAAGACCGCAUCAAGAGAUACGACAGUUGACCUUAGAAGAAAAGAAGUUUUUGUUGGCUGUUGAACGUGGUGAUAUGGCCGGUACAAGAAGAAUGUUACAAAAAGCUCAGGAUACCGAUUAUAUCAAUGUGAAUUGUGUUGAUCCACUUGGUCGUACUGCACUGCUCAUGGCCAUUGAUAAUGAAAAUUUAGAAAUGGUAGAGCUCUUAAUUAACUAUAAUGUUGACACAAAGGACGCACUGUUACAUUCAAUAUCAGAAGAGUUUGUUGAAGCUGUGGAAGUUCUUUUGGAUCAUGAAAAUAUAACAUUUCAAAGUGAGGGAAAUCAUUGUUGGGAGUCAACUGCGGAAGAAACAUCAACAUUUACACCAGAUAUAACACCUCUUAUAUUAGCAGCUCAUCGUGAUAAUUAUGAGAUCAUCAAAAUCUUACUUGAUAGAGGGGCUGUUUUACCAAUGCCACAUGAUGUGAGAUGUGGUUGUGAUGAAUGUGUACAGUCUCGUCAAGAGGAUUCACUUCGUCAUUCACGUUCACGUAUUAAUGCUUAUCGAGCAUUAGCUAGUCCUAGUUUAAUAGCUUUAUCCUCUAAAGAUCCUAUUUUAACAGCCUUUGAAUUAUCAUGGGAAUUGAGGCGUUUAAGUUUUUUAGAGCAUGAAUUUAAGAAUGAGUACCAGGAAUUACGCAAACAAUGCCAGGAUUUUGCUACAGCAUUAUUAGACCAUACACGCACGUCGCAUGAAUUGGAAAUACUACUUAAUCAUGAUCCCACCGGUCCAGUCUAUGAACAUGGUGAACGCAUGCACUUGAAUCGUUUAAAAUUAGCUAUUAAACUUCGACAAAAGAAGUUCGUUGCUCAUUCAAAUGUACAACAAUUAUUGGCAAGCAUCUGGUAUGAGGGUUUACCUGGAUUUCGUCGUAAAAAUAUGGCAUUACAAGCAGUCGAUAUCAUUCGUAUUGGUAUAAUGUUCCCGAUAUUUUCAUUAGCAUAUAUACUAGCUCCUUAUUCAAGUAUUGGACAGACAAUGCGGAAACCGUUCAUUAAAUUUAUUUGUCAUAGUGCAUCUUAUUUUACGUUUUUAUUCUUGUUGAUGUUAGCAUCUCAACGAAUCGAAACUUUUAUCGGUGGUUGGUUUUGGAAUGACUCACAUAGCAAUUUAUUAUCGCAGGUUGAAGAGCUACCCACAAAACGGGGUGCUAAGCCCACAUUUAUCGAAUGGCUUAUUUUGGCUUGGGUUAGCGGACUUAUUUGGAGUGAAGUGAAACAACUGUGGGAUGUUGGACUGCAAGAAUAUCUCAAUGAUAUGUGGAAUGUUAUCGACUUCGUCACCAAUUCAUUAUAUGUUGCCACGGUAGCAUUACGCGUGGUGUCAUUUUUUCAGGUGCAAAAAGAAAUGAUCACCAAUCCAUACGCCACAGAUUUACCGCGUGAGCGUUGGGACACUUGGGAUCCAAUGCUCAUUUCGGAAGGGCUUUUUAGUGCGGCAAACAUUUUCAGUAGCCUCAAACUGGUAUACAUAUUUUCAGUAAAUCCACAUUUGGGGCCACUGCAGGUGUCACUGUCCCGUAUGGUUAUGGAUAUUAUGAAAUUUUUCUUUUUGUAUGUUUUAGUUUUGUUCGCAUUUGGAAGCGGUUUAAACCAAUUACUUUGGUAUUAUGCUGAUCUGGAGAAAAAACGUUGCCCUGAGGUGUCACCAACAAAUGUGCUGCUUAGUCUAAAUGGUACCACAGAUCCAAAUGCUUGCAUCGUCUGGCGUCGAUUUUCCAAUCUUUUUGAAACAACUCAAACCCUAUUUUGGGCAGUCUUUGGUCUAAUCGAUUUAGAUAGCUUUGAAUUGGAUGGCAUAAAAAUAUUUACGAGAUUUUGGGGCAUGUUAAUGUUUGGCACAUAUUCAGUGAUUAACAUUGUGGUAUUGUUAAAUCUUUUAAUUGCUAUGAUGAAUCAUUCAUAUCAGCUGAUUUCGGAACGUGCAGAUGUUGAAUGGAAAUUUGCGCGUUCGAAACUUUGGAUAAGUUAUUUUGAGGAAGGUGGUACCUGUCCACCACCAUUUAAUAUAAUACCCACACCGAAAUCUAUAUGGUAUGCUUUCAAAUGGGUAAGAAGAGUGUUUUGUAGUGGAUCAUCGGCAGCACGACGUGAACACUUAAAAACGAUACGACGUAAGGCACAACAGGCUAGUGAUCGGGAUUUCAAAUAUCAGCAAAUAAUGCGAAAUUUGGUGAGACGCUAUGUGACGGUUGAGCAACGUAAGGCAGAAUCUCAAGGAGUCACAGAAGAUGAUGUCAAUGAAAUCAAACAGGAUAUAUCGGCAUUCCGAUGUGAAUUAGUAGAAAUAUUGAAAAAUAGUGGCAUGGAUACAAAUGUAACAGCUGGACAAGGUGGAGGUGGUGGUGGUAAGAAAAACCGUCAAAAAGAACGUCGCCUUAUGAAAGGCUUUAAUAUUGCACCACCAGGCUCAACAGGUUCUCUGGCACCAGUUGCAGAAUUUUCUACGUCACUGGAUAAUUAUGAUAAUCAGAACGAAAUACUUACGUCAACAUUAUCGAACCUCUUUACACCUAACUUCAUGCACAAAAAGCAAACGAAUUGUUGUUCGAAUAGCAAUUGCAAUGAUCUAAAUGAGAAAGAAUCUCCACCACUUACAACAGCAGUACAAACUACUAACAAAUACAAUAAGUCCACACUAAAACCAUACAAUAAACGUAUUGCAGGUCACAAGAAACGUUGGGGAACUCUGAUUGAUGCAGCAAAUGUUUCAAAAAUGCUGGGACGUUCAAAAUCCGAGGAUUCAGUUUGUAAUUCGUCAAACAAUUCAUCACCGGUGCACGGUCAAGUACGCGUUACCUAUUCACAAAAUUCCAAUCAACAUUAUCAUGGGGACUUGAAUACCGCAGAGCAAACUGCAAAUAGUAAUAGCAUAGCGAAUGCUCACAAUUUGAAGGAGCACAGUGGCGGCGUUAGUACACAUUUCUUCCAUACAACAACUGGUUUGACAGCAAUUGCUGCUUUGAAAAAGAAACGCAAGAAGUUUUCAUCAAGCAAAAAUAUUUGCCCUGUCACUGAAUCAAUUUCUACUGCCAAUGGAACUGAUACGCUUAACGAUAAGUUUCUUAAGCGCGUUUCCAGUUAUCCAGCAUCGAAUGCCGAUAGUGGUGUUCAAAAUAAAGAUGCCACAAUCAUAGCUAAACCCCGACGACACGAACAAACACAGAGUCAACAUGAUUCUGUGGAAACAUCUACUGAAUUUACGCUGUCCAGCGAGAUACACCAUUUGGAUCCAUCCAAUACAUCCGUCAAUUCACGUGAACCAUUAAUAAGCAGUAGUUACGCCUCCACAAGUAUCAUCAGCUAAGUACAUCAACAAAUUGGAAAUACUCAUACACCAUGGCGUGUACAAUAUUUCAA